Anopheles bellator is the source of this 1774-nucleotide messenger RNA. RefSeq lists its product as uncharacterized. The coding region runs from base 29 to 1702 and encodes 557 amino acids. Gene Ontology annotation, biological process: proteasome-mediated ubiquitin-dependent protein catabolic process; multicellular organism development. The transcript is spliced from 6 exons. Lineage: Eukaryota; Metazoa; Arthropoda; Insecta; Diptera; Culicidae. Gene Ontology annotation, cellular component: cytoplasm. Gene Ontology annotation, molecular function: ubiquitin conjugating enzyme binding; ubiquitin protein ligase activity. The record is from RefSeq and is a predicted model, not a curated record.
UCAAGAAACGGAGGGAACUCAGUGCAAGAUGGGCGAGACGAAGCUCGCGCAGUCCAACUCACUGCCGAAGCUGGCCAUCAGUAAGCCGCAGCCGGAUGGUGGCGAAACCCCGACCGGAACCACUGUCGCCAAUGCCAGCGCAGAGGAUCACUACGAUCCCUCCGUCCGGAUCCUGCACAUUCCUCGGCAAAACGAUGGCUCAUGCGGUUUCCACCUGACGCGCAGUAAAUGGGAUCCGUACCCUUGGGUCAGCGGUGUUGAUGCAGACUCUCCGGCCGAGGUCACCGGGUUGAAGGUUGGCGACUGCGUGUUGGAGGUCAACAACGAGGAUGUCCUGGGAAUGCGCAUUGCCGAGGUGGCCGCGCUGGUGCGGGCCAAGGCUGACAUCGUGACGCUGUUGCUGUGGAGCACCGGCAUGGAACCGGCCUGCAACCCGGAGUCACUCUGCUGCGGCCCGAUGCCGAUCAACCUGGAGCGGCUCACCGCCAGCAUGCAGACGAUCGUGGCCGCCCUGGAGUGCCCGGUGUGCUUCGACACGAUCCCGCCGCCCGUGUUCCAGUGUCAGAACGGGCACCUGGUGUGCUCGCGGUGCCGGGUCCGUGCCGAUCGAUGCGCCAUCUGUCGGGAGCGCUACACCCUCGGCCGUUCGCUGCUCGCCGAGCAGGUUUUCCAGUCGAUCACCGAGGCGUUCAACCUGAGCGAAGGUUCCGAUGGCCGUCUCAGGGAGCGGCUCUUCGGGGCCCGCUGUUCCCGCCGUGCGCCACCUCCAGCGGGGACGAAGAGAAGCCCCUUCAACAGUGACGGCCAGCUGACGGCCGUCAGUGGCCGACCGAUCCACUCGCACACGCACAAGUUUCUGGCCCGCAUCAUGGGCAAGGCGAGCUCGGUGGACAACCUGACGAAGCCGCAGCCACCGCCCCCGGACGUGGUGGGCGACCUGCAGACAGCGAAGGGCAAGUCCUUAUCGCUCUCGUCGAGCGAUAUCUUCAAGCGCGACAAUUCCGUGUCGGUCCUUCGGUGCCCCUCGGCCAACCGGCUGGCUCCGGAACUGUCCGCGUCCUACAACAGCCUCACCGUGCGCCGUCCAACGUCGUCGAUGUCCUGCAACGCUUCGGCCGAAAGUCUCAGCAGCAUUCCGGAGCACGGCAUACAGUUGACUGUCCCCGCCACGCUGCCAUCGGCCGGCUCGGACACCCCCGAAGCCCCGUACCACUGCCCGUGCGGCGAGUACUGCAGCGACUUAAUCACCGCCCUUGAGCUACACGAGCACGUCACGGUGCACCACCGGACACCGGUCAUAUCCUUUGGGACGGCCUCGGCCGAGAUAUCGCUGCCUCCGAGGACGCCGGUCGACAACGCGUGCCUGCUGCUCGUGCUCGAUGGCCAUAAAUUUUGGUUGAAAUUAAUCUCCGACACUAGCACGGUCGGUGACAUCUUCCUGUCGGCGCUGCUCGAGGGCGGACCGGAGCAGGCGAAGAACUACGCCCUGGAGGUUAUCAUCCGGAAGGAGGGAUUCGACCAGAUCCUCGGCAAGGAGCUCAUCUCCCGCUCCGAGGUGCACUCGAUGGUGGACAAGUCGUGGAACGACCUGAUCAACACGAAGGCCGGCGUCUUUUAUACGGGCGUUUGCAUACGGGCCACCUUCAGCCCGGACACGGAAAUCCUGCUGAAGGUGUCCGUCAAGCGGUUGGCUGACUUGUGAGCGGCCGCUGCAAGCUGCCGGUUUAUGUUGGUAUAAUUAACCGACAAUUGUGUGACCUUCCGAGAGCUUCUC